AUGCGACCCUUUCUGGAUGAUGCCAAAAAGCGGGUGGACAAUAAGCUCAGUACAAGAAGACAGUCUAUAUCGAAUAGCCGAAUGUUUUCCAGUGCGUUGCCCGAGCGCCUAAAGGAUGACCAUGACGCCCAGGUCGAUUUCACCGCUCCGCCUGGGGCCUCCGGGUCUCGCGAUGGUCACGUACCGUACAUGCAACAGUCCAUAUUUUCCAUGAUUGCCGCCGUCGGGUCCAAAUCUGACUUCCAUACGCGCUUCGACGACUCGAGUGAUAGCGAGGGAGAUGGCGAGAGACGUCGAAAACCCAGCAGAAAGAUCCCACCCACUGCGGCCGGUACACCUCUCAAGGAAGCCGAGAACUCCAACCGGCCGACAGAUACCAAGCCACCGCCGGAGGAACGAGGUCGCCGUCAUCGCAGGACGAUAUCGGAGAACAGGCUUUUGCGGCCCUUCAAGACAACCUCGAGCUUUCGUAAAGGGAAAGAACAGACAAUACAAACAGAGCCCGCGUCGAGCGAUGAGCUGUCCCGAGUCCCGUCUCCAAGACGUCCGCGCAGUGCCACCCUUCGCGCCGCCCCUGUUCUUAGUCGCAUGGUGGAGGCUCAAGCCCUCCUUGACCCCAAGGCGGUUCCCGAGCAGUCUCCGUCAACGGCGGGCGGGACCAAGCACGAUCCACAGCAGCCGGUCUCAUCUGCCCUCUCUGUUAGGUUAAUGGAGAUGUUUGGUUAUGAGUCUCCAGAGAAGGUCGUUGUUGAGUAUGCCUGCUCUCUACUACAAAGUAUGCUUCUGCAAGGAUACAUGUAUGUCACCGAAGGACAUAUCUGCUUCUACGCUUAUCUCCCCCGAAAGUCAACCGUCGCCAUCAGAUCCGGUUGGCUCCACAAACGGGGCCGAAAGAAUCUCCGAUACACUCGCUAUUGGUUUUCAUUGAAGGGGGAUGUUCUGUCUUUCUAUGCGGAUCCAUCCAACUUCUACUUCCCCAGUGGUCAUGUGGACCUCCGAUACGGGAUAUCUGCCUCUUUGGUGGAGCAAAAGGACAAGGGAAAGGAGACGAAGGAUUUCCAGGUGACCACCGACCAGCGGACCUAUUAUUUCAGAGCGGAUAGCCAGGCCAGUGCCAAAGAGUGGGUGAAAUCGCUGCAGAAAGUCAUCUUUCGGACACACAACGACGGCGACAGCGUGAAAAUAUCCUUUCCGAUCGAUAAUAUAAUAGACAUAGAAGAAAGCCCCAUGGUUGAGUUCGCCGAGACAUUCAAGAUACGUGUUGUUGACAGGGAGACCUAUGCCAUCGAUGAGUAUUACUUCUCGUUCUUCAAUUCCGGCCAAGACGCCUUCAACUUCUUGAAAAGCCUGACCCACGAAACAACGACAAAACAGUCUCAGGCAUUAUCGCCCAGGCGAGACCACGCCGCUCAGUCCAGACGUUCGCGGGGAUCUCAGAAUAGAUGGUCACUGAGCAGCGCACUAAGUCAGCCACGAGGGAUAGGAAAUGUUGGCUCUCAACGGCGCCGAAGCACGAGCGCUAGUCACUUCAGCUUCGGUCACGACGUAGUCGGAACGUCCCCUCCUACGAAGCAAGCCGAUCCAUCGGACUCCUUCUAUAACUCUUUUGAGCACGCAGCGGAAUCCUCGGCUGUCUUACAGUCCAUGACAGACACAACAGAGUCGGCUAGCCAAAUUCUAAACCGAAGUGAUGUAUUCCAGUCCCCAACAAUACACACCCUGGGAGCUCGGCCUUCUGGCGCAGAGAAGGCUGAACGUCGGCAUUCUGAUGAUACGGCGCGUUGCGGAACUCAUACUCCGGUCAACCCAUUGGUUAUUCCCCAGCGGAAUGAGUCAGAAAUUCAGUAUGGGAUUAGCGAAUCUGAUCUGGAAGUGCAGGAUUCUUCCAAGACAAAUACUGCUACUCCUUCUCUGAAUGAGCUUGUCAGGGCCGGGGUCUAUCCCCUCCAACGUGCCGCGGGAAUCGCGGGAUACUUGAAGAACCGGUCAAAGCAAAUGAGCACUCUUCUGGCCAGCGAAUCGAUGGGGUACUUCGAAAAAGUCUCGGGUAUGUGGGCAGGUGGUCGCCAGCAUUACGGGGAAGGAGAAGACAUACUGCCGGAGGAUCAGGACGUUGACCCCGAAGACAGAGAAGAUGGCUGCAAGCAUGGAGAUCGGUUCCGUGCUCAUUUCGCACUUCCGCCGACGGAGAGGCUUCAAGCAACGUAUUUCGCCCAUCUCCAUCGCGUACUUCCCUUGUAUGGCAAGAUCUACAUCAGUCAGAAAAAGCUCUGCUUCCGCAGCCUGAUUCCUGGGACCCGCACAAAAAUGAUUCUUCCCUUGAAGGAUGUCGAGAACGUUGAGAAAGAAAAGGGCUUUCGGUUCGGUUACCACGGACUUGUCAUCAUCAUCCGAGGACAUGAAGAACUGUUCUUCGAGUUCAAUGCGUCUGACGCUCGGGAUGAUUGUGCCGUAACGCUGCAUCAGGGACUUGAAUCGGUUAGGUUUUUGGCGGAGUCGGGAUUGCUCGCAAAACAGGAGAAGGACGAAUCUGAUGCGGCAAAGGCAGAGCAUCUGAUGUUACAAGAAGCCAGGAUGGGUACUAUCGACAGCGAAGACACGCAGGUUUCGUUAGAAGAGUCUUCAGAGCUUCAUCCCAUUUUUGAUGAUCCGCGGGCUUCAAUCAUCAACUUUAAACCCUCCGAGUCUCUGAGAAUCACAUGCCUUACCAUCGGUUCACGCGGUGACGUACAACCAUACAUUGCAUUAUGCAAAGGGCUACUCGCCGAAGGCCACAAACCUAAGAUUGCGACCCACGCGGAAUUCGAACCUUGGGUGAGAAAGCACGGUAUUGAUUUUGCUCCGGUCGACGGAGACCCGGCAGAACUUAUGCGAAUCUGCGUGGAGAACGGAAUGUUCACAUACUCAUUUCUGCGAGAGGCAUCUUUGAAGUUUCGGGGCUGGAUUGACGACCUCCUAUCAUCUGCAUGGAAAAGUUGCCAAGGAAGCGACCUCCUAAUCGAAUCGCCCAGUGCAAUGGCAGGAAUCCAUAUUGCCGAGGCACUGAGGAUUCCAUACUUCCGCGCCUUCACGAUGCCGUGGACUAGGACACGAGCAUACCCGCAUGCUUUCGCUGUUCCCGAGCACAAGAUGGGCGGCGCCUACAACUACAUCACCUACGUCAUGUUCGACAACGUCUUCUGGAAGGCAAUUGCGGGCCAGGUGAAUCGAUGGAGAAAGACCGAACUUGGGUUGAAGCCGACAAACCUGGAUAAGAUGCAACCCAACAAAGUCCCUUUUCUCUACAACUACUCUCCGUCGGUGGUCGCCCCGCCACUCGACUAUCCCGACUGGAUCCGGAUAACUGGGUACUGGUUUCUCAGCGAAGGAACGGACUGGACUCCGCCCGCAGAGCUGACCAGGUUUAUUCAGCGUGCGCGAAAAGAUGGUAAAAAGAUUGUGUACAUCGGGUUUGGCUCCAUCGUCGUGUCGGACCCGUCUGCUCUCACACGGACCGUCGUAGAGUCUGUACAAAAGGCUGAUGUUCGCUGUAUUCUGUCCAAGGGGUGGUCAGACCGUCUUGGAGAUCCUGCGAGUGCGAAGGCAGAGAUUCCUCUCCCCCCAGAAAUACUUCAAAUCCAAUCAGCCCCUCACGAUUGGCUUUUCUCGCAGAUCGACGCAGCCGCACACCACGGAGGCGCCGGGACGACUGGAGCAAGUUUACGAGCAGGCGUUCCAACCAUCAUCAAACCGUUCUUUGGUGACCAGUUCUUCUUUGGGACCCGCGUUGAAGAUCUGGGUGUCGGCAUUUGUAUGAAGAAGCUGAACGUGAGCGUGUUUUCACGGGCCUUAUGGGAGGCCACUCACAGCGAACGUAUGAUUGUGAAGGCUCGAGAAUUGGGUGUACAAAUUCGCAGUGAGGAUGGAGUGGCGACUGCUAUUCAAGCACUGUACCGCGACCUUGAAUAUGCCACAACCCUAGCUCGGCAGCGCUCGAUCGUUUCGUCCACGCCGUUCUCUCCAACGCCCUCGGCCAAGACCAUGGCUGAACAAGAUGAAGAUGAGGACGUCGGCGAUUCCGAGGAGUGGACGUUUGUCGGCGACGACACCGACAUUGACAUAUCCAGACGUGUGCGAGAUAGAGCCGUAUCUGAUGCAGACCUGCUACCUGAGCCUAUUUCCAAAUACCCGGGUCUCAGGGUUUAG
Aspergillus melleus is the source of this 4185-nucleotide messenger RNA. It is a transcript of the gene atg26, whose product is annotated as UDP-glucose:sterol glycosyltransferase. The transcript has 3 exons. Gene Ontology annotation, molecular function: hexosyltransferase activity; UDP-glycosyltransferase activity. The coding region runs from base 1 to 4185 and encodes 1394 amino acids. Gene Ontology annotation, biological process: carbohydrate metabolic process. The record is from RefSeq and is a predicted model, not a curated record. NCBI's taxonomy places the organism in Eukaryota, Fungi, Ascomycota, Eurotiomycetes, Eurotiales, Aspergillaceae.